AAGCGGGAGGAGCAAAAAUGAGAAAUUAACGGAUAAAUGAAAUGCAUAGGUGGAUGAAGGUAGGAGAUGGAAUGCCCUGUCACGAGGCCGGUGUCCCUCGACGGUGGGAAAGCCACGAUUGCAUGAUUGAGUUACAGUGAACGUGGCACGCUCUACCACCACUGAUAUAUCUCCAUCGUUAGCCCCACUUUCUUCUCAUCCUCCCUACUCCCUACCACCCUACCCUUUAUUAAUUAAUAUCCUGUGUUGCUCUUAAGUAUAUCACAUAUGCACCGCGAUUCAAUACUGGCUAGUUUAAUUUGUUGCCUUUGCCUGCACUAAUAAUAUUUGCACUAGUGGCACGUAGUGAAGCUCAAACAUGGGUAGAGCUCCUUGUUGUGAGAAAGUGGGAUUGAAGAAAGGGAGGUGGACAGAGGAGGAGGAUGAAAUUUUGGCCAAGUACAUUCAGGCCAAUGGAGAAGGUUCUUGGAGGGCAUUGCCAAAAAAAGCAGGGCUGCUAAGGUGUGGGAAGAGUUGCAGGCUUAGGUGGAUUAACUAUUUGAGAGCUGAUCUCAAACGUGGGAACAUUUCUGUUGAGGAGGAAACUACCAUCGUCAAAUUGCAUGCUUCGUUUGGCAACAGGUGGUCGUUGAUAGCAAGUCACUUGGCUGGAAGAACAGACAACGAGAUAAAAAACUAUUGGAACUCUCACUUGAGCAGAAAAAUCUACAGCUUCCGCGGCGGGACAAGUAAUAAAGACUUCAUCACCGGUACCCUACCCCCCAGCCGGAAACGUGGUAGGACCAGUCGAUGGGCCAUGAAGAAGAACAAAUCCUAUGCCCACAAACAAAUUCACUCUACUCAUAACAACCAACCACUUGAGACCCACAAUUUCCCCACCAAUAUUAGUGCCCAUCACCAACAAAAUCUUGCAACUCAAGAACAAAACCUUUGUGAGGAAGCUGUACAUCUUGUUAAUGAUAUCAUGAUGGACAAUUGCUGGAAGGAACCAAGUGGGGCUUUGGCCUUUUUUGGUAGCAAUGAUGUGGUUCGGAAUAUUCAAAGUGGUGACGACACGUGUGCCAACAAAAUUAUUGGGGAGUUACGUUCUUCCUCCUCCGUGGCUUCGGGCUUGGACGAUGAUAACUGGGACUGGGAAAGCAUGGUGCACUUCGAUCAUGAAGACCUCCUCACUUGGUUGUGUGAAGAUGAAGACCGAGAAACGGAUUUUCAGAGCUUUCGAGAGAUUGAUCCAUAGAAACAAAAUGCUAUGCUUCAUUGCUUUCUCUCUUCAACCUGAUGUAUAAUCACUUUUCUUUUAGGUGUUAAGGACCACAUAUAUAUUCUCUGUCAUUUUUCUUCCCCUUCAUGAUCAUUUAUGGAUGUAAAAACCAGAGUAAAUUACGAUUA
Molecule: messenger RNA, 1389 nt
Organism: Cajanus cajan (pigeon pea)
Lineage: Eukaryota; Viridiplantae; Streptophyta; Magnoliopsida; Fabales; Fabaceae
Product: transcription factor MYB12
Source: RefSeq, a predicted model, not a curated record